Messenger RNA from Cyphomyrmex costatus, 372 nucleotides. RefSeq lists its product as uncharacterized. Bases 7 to 372 code for a protein of 121 amino acids. NCBI's taxonomy places the organism in Eukaryota, Metazoa, Arthropoda, Insecta, Hymenoptera, Formicidae. The transcript has 3 exons. The record is from RefSeq and is a predicted model, not a curated record.
UAUUUAAUGGCGAUUAUGUCUGACAUAGAUGAAGCGCUUCCUGUUUACGUGUUCCUUCAACGUUCCAACGUAUCCGAUUACAUUGGAAGCCCCUUCGGGUCUUGGAUACAAUUUUUUCUAUGUAAAAUGAUAAUGGCCGGCGAGCGGGAGCAUCAGACAUCAUCAUCGAGAAAAAACCGACUUUUCACGCCCGUAAGACAAGACUCGUCGCGCGCCGACAGGUGUGUAAAAUUAUUUAACUCGCCGGAUCAAAUUCAGUCGUUCCUCCCUCAUGAUCUGUCCGAAACGCGAAAAGGUAGGUGUCAAAACUUCGAAGAUACCCAAAAGAAGCUGAGAAGUUUGGGAACCUUUGGGUUAAAGGAAGCAAAUUGA